This is a messenger RNA of Nomascus leucogenys (northern white-cheeked gibbon), 1249 nucleotides long. It is a transcript of the gene MED7, whose product is annotated as mediator complex subunit 7. Gene Ontology annotation, biological process: regulation of transcription by RNA polymerase II. Lineage: Eukaryota; Metazoa; Chordata; Mammalia; Primates; Hylobatidae. The record is from RefSeq and is a predicted model, not a curated record. Gene Ontology annotation, cellular component: mediator complex. Gene Ontology annotation, molecular function: transcription coregulator activity.
ACAUGAAGGAACAGAACCCGCAGCUACGAUUUUUAAAAGUCAGUAACGCGGGGUAUGGGAGGAGUCAAAUAUAAGCAAGCGCAACAGCGAGGGAUCGGUCUGAGGCGGAUCUAGAAUUUCGUUAAAGGACAGCUCCUACAGCCAAUCAAGGACAGAAUCGGUGGCUCCUUCCGGGAGGAGACCGGAAGUUAGUUUCGGCUGCAGAGGGGAAGGCGGCUACCAGUGUAAAGCCAGAGCUGAGGUUAUUGUUAGUCCACAAUGGGUGAACCACAGCAAGUGAGUGCACUUCCACCACCUCCAAUGCAAUAUAUUAAGGAAUAUACGGAUGAAAAUAUUCAAGAAGGCUUAGCUCCCAAGCCUCCCCCUCCAAUAAAAGACAGUUACAUGAUGUUUGGCAAUCAGUUCCAAUGUGAUGAUCUUAUCAUCCGCCCUUUGGAAAGUCAGGGAAUCGAACGGCUUCAUCCUAUGCAGUUUGAUCACAAGAAAGAACUGAGAAAACUUAAUAUGUCUAUCCUUAUUAAUUUCUUGGACCUUUUAGAUAUUUUAAUAAGGAGCCCUGGGAGUAUAAAACGAGAAGAGAAACUAGAAGAUCUUAAGCUGCUUUUUGUACACGUGCAUCAUCUUAUAAAUGAAUACCGACCCCACCAAGCAAGAGAGACCUUGAGAGUCAUGAUGGAGGUCCAGAAACGUCAACGGCUUGAAACAGCUGAGAGGUUUCAAAAACACCUGGAACGAGUAAUUGAAAUGAUUCAGAAUUGCUUGGCUUCUUUGCCUGAUGAUUUGCCUCAUUCAGAAGCAGGAAUGAGAGUAAAAACUGAACCAAUGGAUGCUGAUGAUAGCAACAAUUGUACUGGACAGAAUGAACAUCAAAGAGAAAAUUCAGGUCAUAGGAGAGAUCAGAUUAUAGAGAAAGAUGCUGCCUUGUGUGUCCUAAUUGAUGAGAUGAAUGAAAGACCAUGAAAGAUGUUUCUCUUUCCUUUUUUCCUUUUGAUAAUGGCAUCCUAUAUUAGUUCAUUUUCUUUUGGACAGUCUUAAGAGAGGUUUCACUAAAAAUGUAAACAGCUUUAAUCUUGACUCCAACUUUUUCAAUUAUGAGAUGUCAUAGGCAGUAAUUUUGCUGUAUAACAAGCAUAGACAAAUGAGUACCCUGCACUAAGAAUAAUCACUUUAAAAAGCAAAGUGUUACCUGCUGUUGUAUGGGACAUUCCUAUGUUUUGGAGUUGCAGUAAAACUUUGAUGAUAACCUCAA